CAGUCAAUGAAAAGCCUAAGGUAACGCGAAAGAAUUGAAACUGAAAGUUAAGGAAGUGUGAUAUAAAUACAGCUGCUGGCACUGCUAAACACAAACCAGCGACACUGAAAAAAACUGAAAGCAUUUGAUCCGCAAUACAUCCGUGAAAAUCGUUAGGAUUACACGCGUAUAUGAGCUGAAAUGGAGACGAGAAUCGUUGACUUCAUAAAGAAUAAUGGCAAAUCCACGGCUUUAACGAUUAGUAAAGCUCUCGGGGUGGAUAAAAAAAUCAUAAAUAAACAUUUGUACCAAUUACAGAAAUCGAAUCUGUUAAAAAUGACGGAAGGAAUACCUCCUGUCUGGGAUCUAAAGGAGAACACAGAUGAUCCCAAAUCUGAACUGGCAUCUGAUUCAAGAUCUACUGAUACUGAAUCUAUAGAGAAAGAGGUGAGCAAUAUCUUAAGAUCAGGACAAACAGGAUUAAAAGCUCAUCAGAUAGCCAAAGAUGUGGGACAACCGAAGAAAACUGUGAAUAAACUUCUGCACAUUAUGGAGAAAAAGGGUGAGGUACGGAAAUCUGACAGUAACGUUUGGAUGACCAAGAGUGAAACAAGUCUAAAGCAAUACAGUAAAUCGUGUGAUGACGUCAGCGUCUCAGGGUUAUCUCAGUGUUUUUGUGACAUUACACACCUUGGUUCUGGAGGCUUUGGUUGUGUUUUCAAAGCACGGCAUAAAUACGAUGACAAGAUGUAUGCUGUAAAGAGAGUCGAGUUAACAAAAGGCGCUGAUUCUGAGGUCAAGGCUUUGGCUCAAUUAAAUCAUCCAAAUAUCGUACGUUAUAUCACAUGUUGGCCAAGUUCUGAGACCUGGGCAUCAUAUAACGACAAGUCCAGCCAAUCAUCUCUUUCAUUAGACAUAGUCUUUGAUGGAUCGGAUCAUGAUGACAUAAGUGAUAUUUCAUCAGGAUUGGAGAGUCUGAAUACUACAUCAGAAUCAGAAUCUGCUGCUGAACCUUUAGAAAAUCCCAGCACAGACAGUGUGGACCCUUUAAAUCGAUCAUAUUUGUUCAUUCAGAUGGACUUCUGUGAAGGUGGGACAUUAACCGACUGGAUACAUGAGAGAAAUUUUAAGGAAAAAAGGAGAACCACAGAAGAAAUUUAUAAAAUAUUUUAUGAAAUUGUCACUGGAGUGGAAUACAUUCAUUCAAACAAACUCAUCCAUCGAGACCUGAAGCCGGAUAACAUAUUUUUUACAGCUGAAGGCAAAGUGAAAAUUGGAGAUUUUGGACUGGUGGCGCCUCUGAUGAAUCCUAAUGGUGGCUCUGCUUAUAGAACAAUAGGAAAAGGAACAGAUUUAUAUAUGAGUCCUGAACAGGAAAACGAGAGACAUUAUGAUGCAAAAACAGACAUAUUUCCCCUUGGACUCAUAUGGUUUGAGAUGUUAUGGAAAUUGUCUAGUGGCAUGGAGAGAGGAAAGAUCUGGCCAGGUUUGAGAAAGCAAACAUUUCCAGAAGGAUUCUGUGACAAACAUCCAAAUGAAUAUGAAUUCAUCAGAAAGAUGCUCUCACACACACCACAGGACAGGCCACAGGCCAAAAAAAUAAAGGAAAAUCUUGACAGAUUUUUCUAUACAGAUCAUGUGUUAAGCCAGAAAACAAGAUAGAUGGCUGGUUAAAUAAUCUUCUUAACAUCAAAACAAUGUCUGUAGUAUUUCUGACGGUCCAAGACUUUUUUAUGUUUGAUUUUAAAUUAUUUAUUCAUAUUUAAAUAUACUAUUUUUAAACUCAUCAUCGCAUCAAUGUUAAAUAUGAUUAAUAUGUUAUGGAGUGGUUUUAUAAACAUCAGUAAUGACUAAGAGAGAGAGAGAGAGGGGGGGAUUGUUUUGUUUUUAUCUUAAAAAAAACUGUACAUUACAAUAAUGAUUUGAGGCUACUUUAAGAAGACUGUACUUUCAUAACGUUUCUGUAAUGUUUGCUUAUUAAAAAUAACUUUUAACUUUGCACCUAAAAUAAAACAUUUCU
Messenger RNA from Paramisgurnus dabryanus, 1999 nucleotides. RefSeq names its product protein kinase containing Z-DNA binding domains (gene pkz). Gene Ontology annotation, biological process: eiF2alpha phosphorylation in response to endoplasmic reticulum stress. Gene Ontology annotation, molecular function: RNA binding; eukaryotic translation initiation factor 2alpha kinase activity; double-stranded RNA adenosine deaminase activity. Gene Ontology annotation, cellular component: nucleus; cytoplasm. The record is from RefSeq and is a predicted model, not a curated record. NCBI's taxonomy places the organism in Eukaryota, Metazoa, Chordata, Actinopteri, Cypriniformes, Cobitidae.